UGACCCUACGUAGAACAAAGAGGGUAGACCGCUUUACAUCUCUGUCGGUACAGACCGAAAUCGGUCGGCGGGCAGUAGGUCGUUCGGGACGCGUCUGAGAGGCCGAUGGUUCUUUUUUGGAAAGCAAGGAGCAACGGGCAACGGCUUCACAAAGAAUUUGGAAGAAGCCAAGGAGGCCGCCCAGAAAACGAAGGAUUGCUCUCAAUUAUAACAAAGAUGAAGACCUUGACUGUGUCGCCCAAGCGCGCUUGAAUCAUUUGCUGAAGGAACGACCUGUGGUCACGACCCCAAAGCCCUUAUCCUCUCGUUUUUAUAAGUCAGACUUCCGAGUAGUGAACCAAUCAUUCCUUUCCUUUCGUAUUUUUUAUCUCUCUCUCUCUCUCUCUCGCUGUCUCUCUGUUUCUCAGUGAGGGGGAGAUGGUGCAGCCAGAACAGGAGGCACCAGCAGGUGGCAACUCGGAGGAGCUGAGAGAACCAUCGCUGCUGCAAAGGACACUGAUUGAAUCGAGAAAGCUAUGGCGGAUCGCCGGACCUGCCAUGUUGACCAGGCUUGCCUUGAACGGGAUGAAUGUCAUCACUCAGGCGUUCGUCGGUCAUCUCGGUGACCUCGAACUCGCCUCCGUCGCCAUCGCCAUAAACGUCAUCGUGGGAUUCAAUUUCGGAUUGAUGUUGGGUAUGGCGAGUGCGUUGGAGACACUGUGUGGGCAGGCGUUCGGUGCGCGGAAGCACUAUAUGCUGGGGGUCUAUUUGCAGCGUUCCUUCAUCGUCAUGUUCAUCUUUGCCCUCCUCCUCCUGCCUCUUUACAUCUUCGCGACUCCCAUUCUGAGGCUGGUGGGCCAAGAGGAGGAGAUCGCGCGGAUGGCGGGCUCCCUCUCCAUCUGGUUCAUCCCUCAGCACUUCGCCUUCGUCUUCUUGUUCACGCUGCAGCGCUUCCUGCAGUGCCAGAUGAAGAACAUGGUCAUCCCUUGGGUCACCGCCGUUGCUUUCGCCGCCCACUGCUUCCUCAGCUGGCUCUUGAUUAUCCACCUCAAAUUCGGCCUCGUUGGGGCCGCCGUCGCCCUCAACGUGGCCUGGUGGAUACCUGUCGUCGGCCUCUUUCUCUACACCGUCUGCGGUGGUUGCCCUCUCACAUGGACCGGCUUCUCUGUCGGAGCAUUUGCUGGCCUUUGGGAGUUCCUCAAGUUGUCGACUGCCUCCGGCGUCAUGCUAUGUUUGGAGAACUGGUACUAUAAAAUUUUGAUCUUGCUGGCUGGGAAUGUGGAGAAUGCAAAAGUUGCAGUAGAUGCCCUUUCCAUAUGUAUGAGCAUCAACGGCUGGGAAAUGAUGAUCCCCAUAGCCUUCUUAGCUGCUACUGGAGUUAGAGUGAGCAACGAGCUUGGAGCCGGCAAUCCAAGAGGAGCGAAGUUCGCUACCAUUGUAUCCGCAGCGACUUCGGCAGCCAUUGGGCUCUUCUUCUGGCUUCUCAUAUUACUCCUGCACAACAAAAUCGCUCUUGCCUUCACCUCAAGCGCCAUUGUGCUCCAUGCAGUAUCAAAGCUGGCUUUGUUGCUAGCUUUCACAAUUCUUCUCAAUAGCAUCCAGCCAAUUCUUUCCGGUGUGGCAGUGGGUUCUGGAUGGCAAGCCUUUGUAGCCUAUAUCAAUGUCGGCUGCUACUACUUUAUUGGAGUUCCAUUUGGUGCCCUACUUUCUUGGGCUUUUAAACUUGGUGUUCUUGGACUGUGGAGCGGAAUGAUCGGAGGAACUGCUGUUCAGACACUAAUUUUGGGAAUUAUUGUAAUCCGUUGUGAUUGGGAAAAGGAGGCUCAAAAAGCAAGAACUCGAGUUAGGAAAUGGAGCGUUCCAAAACCAGGAGCAACUGAAGCGACAGAAGCUGAGCCCGCCGAGGCCGAGCCUCAAACAGGCCAAACUCAAAACGAGCACAGCACAGCCAAAGCAUGACCAGGCUUCCCAAUUUGACCUAGCUAAUAUGGUGCUUCAAAUUGUUUCUGUUCCAUGCACAACCAGCCCCCUACGAUGAAAACAAAAGAUUAGAUUAGCCAUCUUCUUGUCAAUGACUUACCAUGAUUCGUGUGGAGUAUGUACAAAUGGAAAGGGGUCCAGUGGUGGUGGUGACGGUUGCACUAGAAUAGAGCAUGGUUCCUCUGGAGUAACUAAGCAUCUUCUCAUAAAGAUGGGUUUGCUCAAUGUUCAUCAAUUACGUGUGAGAUGAAUCCAAAAUCAUAUCAUCGUGUCUACUUUCUGUGACAGAUUUUCAAUCGUUUUAAUGCAAAUGCAUACUAAACAUUGAGAUA
This is a messenger RNA of Nymphaea colorata (pocket water lily), 2291 nucleotides long. RefSeq names its product protein DETOXIFICATION 27-like. The transcript is spliced from 8 exons. The record is from RefSeq and is a predicted model, not a curated record. Gene Ontology annotation, cellular component: membrane. Gene Ontology annotation, biological process: xenobiotic detoxification by transmembrane export across the plasma membrane. Gene Ontology annotation, molecular function: antiporter activity; xenobiotic transmembrane transporter activity. NCBI's taxonomy places the organism in Eukaryota, Viridiplantae, Streptophyta, Magnoliopsida, Nymphaeales, Nymphaeaceae. Bases 418 to 1938 code for a protein of 506 amino acids.